GCCAUGUGUACUUUAAUUUCGGAUGAAGAACUUGUUCAGAUGUCCAUCUCUGACCUGCGUUGCAUGCUUGAGAAACACCAGGUCACUCAGGAAGAGCACAGAGAGUUGCGUACCCGACGUCGCCGCCUUCAGAACAGAAAAUACGCCAGGAAGUGUGCAUUGAAAAAGAUGACGGAAGUUGAACAUUUGGCAGCUGAAGUCAAAGGCGAAACCACGGAACUCCAGGUUCUUCGUCGCCAGUUAGACCGUCUCAGUCUAGCGACCCUCCGCAUCCAGCACCAGGAGUCCUUAUUGGCCAAGUUUCGACAACGUCUCCAAUUAGCCAUCGACAGCAACUGCGACUCCUCUGCUGAGUGUGUUCACUCUGUUCGUAUGCUCCGCUCUGAUGGGACUUCUUGUGGCACAGCUCAUCUUUGUAGAACCGCCCCUACAACAUCAUCUUACCAUUCACCUGUUAGUUACACCGGAACCGGAUCGUGCGUGCGUGCACCGUCGUAUCAGGCAUAUCGAGCCUCACCACAAACGCCUAUUCAGCUCGCUGCCGGUCCUGGAAUGCCAUCCAGCACGAGUUCCCUGUACUCGGCCUGGCCGCCUGGUGACGCUACUCAGCUGAAUCCACGUUUACGUAUGCACUUGGUGCGUCCCAUUGGCUGUGGUCCCGUGAUGCACGGACGUCAUCUAUCCGAGUUUUAAGCAUCCACAUGGGUGUUUGUCUUCAUUCAACUGACUCGUCUCACUAUCGUCUCAUUGUCUUUUCCUGCCUAUAUUCUUCCACUAACGCAGCGCUAUUUUACAAUUCGAUCAGUUGGGCAAGCGUGUACUUUUGUUGAAGCUCAGCUCUGCAGCAUGCUUGCGGGCGUGUUUGGUAAAAGGCAUUCAUCCUCUGUCUUCUUUCAAUAGAUGCACCACACAAUAUCCUCACGUUGCAUCUUUUACCUUUCCGUGUUUGUUGACUUAUGUUGAGCUUGGUGUUUUUGCCAUGGCUGCCACGUCUUACGCUCAGCGUACUACCCACUCCUCCCCUUGCUUGUGUGUUCACACGUGUCAUCACUUUUUCCGCCUUUCUUACGAUUCCUCAUGUUCUUCGUAUGCUUAUAAGCAAAUGCCUACAUUUUCGCACACCCCCUUAUUUGCCUACUGCUUCGGUUUUCUCUUUUACAUUGCACCUAUUUCCUUCUUCUUCUCGUCAGCUUCUGAGUGGAAACUUGUCCAACUUUGCUAAGUAAGGGUAUCGCAUGUAGCUUGAGAUUAGUUGCCAUCUUUUCAGGGAGCAUCAAUUGAUUUGAGAAACGACUUGACAAAUGGGCAUAGAAAAUGAGGUAUGCGUGUUUCA
Dicrocoelium dendriticum is the source of this 1333-nucleotide messenger RNA. The record is from the annotation of a GenBank genome assembly. NCBI's taxonomy places the organism in Eukaryota, Metazoa, Platyhelminthes, Trematoda, Plagiorchiida, Dicrocoeliidae.